This is a messenger RNA of Humulus lupulus (European hop), 303 nucleotides long. RefSeq lists its product as uncharacterized. The coding region runs from base 1 to 303 and encodes 100 amino acids. The record is from RefSeq and is a predicted model, not a curated record. NCBI's taxonomy places the organism in Eukaryota, Viridiplantae, Streptophyta, Magnoliopsida, Rosales, Cannabaceae. The transcript has a single exon.
AUGAAGAAAAUGUUGUCUGCACCAGCAGCUAUUCCAAUUUUGGUGCUGCUGUUGCUGUGGCUGAUGCCAGCGCUGCUGGCAUGUACAUAUGAUGGCAGUCGAUGCAAAGACUGCAUUCUUAAGCAGAUGAAGUGUGGUUGCCCCUCGUGUGUUCCGGUGCUCCGCUGCAUGGCAAAGUGCUUGUGGGGAGGCAGCUCCAGGGCCAACUGCAUUCAGCGCUGUAACUGUGGUAGCAAUGGCAACCCAAAACUCUCUGAUUGUAAGAAAUGCAUGUCUAAGUGCAAGUGCAGUUGCAUGGCUUAG